This is a messenger RNA of Acipenser ruthenus (sterlet), 9010 nucleotides long. RefSeq names its product protein unc-79 homolog. The record is from RefSeq and is a predicted model, not a curated record. The transcript is spliced from 51 exons. NCBI's taxonomy places the organism in Eukaryota, Metazoa, Chordata, Actinopteri, Acipenseriformes, Acipenseridae. Gene Ontology annotation, molecular function: protein binding. The coding region runs from base 103 to 8082 and encodes 2659 amino acids.
UGGAGCGCAAGACGGUUCCUUCAAUUCUGAUACUAACCAGCAAAUAAACUCGCACUGCAGCGAUGAAACAACGUUGAUGUCUGAUUGUUACUAAAGCUGAUAAUGUCUACCAAAGCCGAGCAAUUUGCUUCUAAGAUACGAUACUUGCAAGAGUAUCACAACCGUGUGCUUCACAAUAUUUACCCUGUGCCAUCUGGAACGGAUAUAGCAAACACACUGAAAUACUUUUCCCAAACACUGCUAAGCAUUCUAUCCCGCACAGGCAAGAAGGAGACCCAGGAUGCUUCCAAUUUGGCAGUGCCCAUGACCAUGUGUCUUUUUCCUGUGCCAUUCCCACUCACACCAUCUCUAAGACCACAAGUCAGUUCCAUCAACCCUUCAGUUACUCGCUCCCUCCUUUACAGCGUGCUGCGUGAUACCCCGUCUGACCGCGGGCAACAAAGUCGGGAUGCUCAGUUGUCAGAUUACCCCUCUUUGGACUAUCAGGGGCUCUAUGUGACGCUGGUGACCGUGCUUGACCUUGUACCCUUGCUCCAGCAUGGUCAACACGAUCUUGGACAGUCCAUAUUUUACACAACGACUUGUCUUCUACCGUUUCUCGGUGAUGAUAUUCUGAGCACUUUACCAUACACAAUGAUCUCGACCUUAGCAACAUUCCCACCAUUUCUGCACAAGGACAUUGUUGAAUAUCUUAGCACAUCUUUCUUGCCAAUGGCCAUAUUGGGCUCAAACAGGAGAGGAGGAGGUGUUCCAGCCUAUGUCAAUCUGUCUGCAUCUUCGAUGUUAAUGAUUGCUAUGCAAUACACUUCCAAUCCUGUGUAUCACUGUCAGUUGUUGGAAUGCCUCAUGAAAUACAAGCAGGAGGUCUGGAAGGAUUUGCUGUACGUUAUAGCCUAUGGGCCAUCUCAGGUGAAACCUCCAGCAGUUCAAAUGCUUUUCCACUACUGGCCAAACUUGAAGCCACCUGGAGCAAUCAGUGAGUACAGAGGACUGCAGUACACAGCAUGGAAUCCCAUCCAUUGUCAACACAUUGAAUGCCACAAUGCAAUUAACAAGCCAGCUGUAAAGAUGUGCGUAGACCCCUCACAUUCGGUGGCUUUAGGAGACAAACCCCCUCCACUGUACAUAUGUGAAGAAUGCAGCCAGAGGAUUGCAGGGGAUCAUGCUGAAUGGCUCAUUGAUGUUCUGUUGCCACAAGCUGAAAUAUCCGCUAUUUGUCAGAAGAAGAACUGUAGUUCACACGUCAGGAGAGCAGUAGUUACCUGCUUCUCAGCUGGGUGCUGUGGACACCACGGCAACAGGCCAGUUCGCUACUGUAAGCGUUGCCAUGUCAACCAUCAUAGCAGCGAGGUGGGAGCAGCGGCCGAGACCCACCUCUACCAGACGUCCCCCCCUCCUAUCAACACUCGGGAGUGUGGAGCCGAGGAGCUGGUGUGCACUGUGGAGGCUGUCAUCAGCCUGCUGAAGGAGGCUGAAUUCCAUGCAGAGCUGAGAGAGUACGAGAUGAACCGUCGCAGACAGAUGGGUCUGUCCUCCUCACACCACUCCCUGGACAACACAGACUUCGACAACAAAGACGAUGACCAGCAUGACCAGCGCCUCCUCAGCCAGUUCGGCAUCUGGUUCCUGGUGAGCCUGUGCACGCCGAGUGAGAACACCCCCACAGAGAGCCUGGCCAGGCUGGUCAGCAUGGUGUUCCAGUGGUUCCACUCCACCGCCUACAUGAUGGAUGAUGAGGUGGGGAGUCUGGUGGAGAAGCUCAAGCCUCAGUUUGUCACAAAGUGGCUGAAGACUGUGUGUGACGUGCGCUUUGACGUCAUGGUCAUGUGCCUGCUUCCCAAGCCGGUGGAGUUUGCUCGAGUUGGAGGGUACUGGGACAAGUCGUGCAACACAGUGAUGCAGCUGAAGGAGGGUCUGAACCAGAUCCUGUGCCUGAUCCCCUACAACGUGAUCAGCCAGCCUGUGUGGGAGUGCAUCAUGCCGGAGUGGCUGGAGGCCAUCAGAACCGAGGUACCAGACAGCCAGCUCAAAGAGUUCCGUGAAGUGCUCAGUAAAAUGUUUGAUAUCGAGCUGUGUCCCCUGCCCUUUUCUAUGGAGGAGAUGUUUGGUUUCAUAAAUUGCCGCUUCUCUGGGUAUCCAGCAUCUGCACAGGAGCAGGCCCUGCUCUGGCUUCAUGUGUUAUCAGAGCUGGAUAUAGUGGUGCCCCUGCAGUUGCUGAUUGGAAUGUUUUCAGAUGGCGUGAACUCUGUCAAAGAAUUAGCAAACCAGAGGAAGGCAAGGGCCAAUGACCUGGCUGGAAACCUUGGGGCAAGGAGGGUGAGCGUGGUGUCAGAUCCAGGGCGUCACGGGCAGCACAACACACUGAGCCCCUUCCCCAGCCCCUUCCCCAGCCCUCUGCACUGCAGCCCCUUCAAGCACUUGAGCCAUGCUGCCGGACACCGCACCCUCGACCUGGACUGCGAAGAGGACGACAUGAACCUCAACUGCUUCAUCCUCAUGUUCGACCUCAUCCUCAAGCAGAUGGAGCUACAAGAUGACGGAGUCACCCUUGGUCUUGACAACAGUCUGUCCAAAGACAUCAUCAGCAUCAUCAACAACGUGUUCCAGGCUCCCUGGGGUGGCUCCCACACCUGCCAGAAGGAUGAGAAGGCGGUCGAGUGCAACCUCUGCCAGUCCAGCAUCCUCUGCUACCAGCUGGCAUGCGAGCUCUUGGAGAGACUGGCACCAAAGGAAGAGAUCCGAUUGGUGGAGCCCACAGACACCCUGGAGGAGAGCCUCAUCUUCCCUCGACCGGAGUUCACCAUUGGAACUGAGGUAGAGGAGGAGAAUCUGACAAGCAAACAAGGAGGCAACCCUGGAAACAAAAGCGGCUCCACUGAGAAACUUACUAUGAAGAAUAAUGCUGACAAGAAAUUCUCAUACCAGCAACUGCCUGUUACCUUAAAGCUGAUCUAUACAAUACUGCAGGAAAUGCCCAAGUUCGAGGAACCCGACAUUCUCUUCAAUAUGCUGAACUGUUUGAAGAUUCUCUGUCUUCAUGGAGAAUGCCUAUACACUACCCGGAAGGAUCACCCACACUUUCUAGCAUACACCCAGGACAAGAUGUUGAUUCCAAGUCUGUGGCGAGUGCUCACCUCAGAGUUCUCCCAGCUGGCCUCGCUGGCUGUUCCACAGCUGCUCCAUGCCCUCUCUCUGCCCCACGGGGCCGAUAUCUUUUGGGGCAUUGUCAACAGCAACUUUAACAGCAAGGACUGGAAAAAGCGCUUUGAAGCAGUGGAGAGAGUGGCAGUGCUCUGCCGGUUCCUGGACAUCGCCUCUGUGACUAAGAACCACCUGCUGAAGUACUCUCUGGCUCACGCUUUCUGCUGUUUCCUGGCAGCAGUGGAGGAUGUUAAUCCUGCCGUGGCAACGCGGGCCCGGUUGCUGCUGGACACCAUCAAGAGACCAGCUUUGCAGGGUCUGUGCCUCUGCCUGGAUUUUCAGUUCGACACUGUCGUGAAGGAUCGACCCACUAUUCUCAGCAAACUGCUGCUGCUUCACUUCCUCAAACAAGACAUCCCUGCACUCAGCUGGGAGUUCUUCGUCAACCGCUUUGACACACUAUCCCUGGAGGCUCAGCUACACCUUGACUGCAACAAAGAAUUCCCAUUUCCAACAACUAUCACAGCAGUCCGGACCAAUGUGGCUAACCUGAGCGACGUGGCCAUGUGGAAAAUCAAGAGGGCGCGCUUCGCACGGAACCGUCAGAAGAGCGUGCGCUCCCUCCGAGACAGUGUGAAGGGCCUCACCGAGUCAAAGAGAGCCCACUCACUGCCUGAGACACUGAGCAGCAGACCUCUGAGACUAACAAGGCAUGAGCAGUCAGCUCCAACUCUUGGAGACAUGAUAGACCAUGUACUGCCAGACCAGAGCACCCCUGAGGACGACACCAUGAUCAAGGAUCCUCUCCCUGAGGAUGCUGGGAUUGACCAUCAGACGGUGCAUCACCUGAUCACAGUGCUGAUGAAGUUCAUGGCAAAGGAUAAGAGCAGCGCUGAGGUGGACAUUGGCAGCGCUAAGGCAUUCAACACAGUCAAGAGGCACUUGUAUGUGCUGCUGGGCUACGACCAGCAGGAGGGCUGCUUUAUGAUUGCACCGCAGAAGAUGAGGACCUCCACCUGCUUUAAUGCGUUCAUCGCCGGCAUCUCCCAGGUGAUGGACUACAAUAUCCACAUGGGGAAGCAUCUCUUACCCCUGGUGGUGCAGGUUCUCAAGUACUGCACCUGCCCCCAGCUGCGCCACUACUUCCAGCAGCCCCCCCGCUGCUCCCUGUGGUCACUGCGGCCACACAUCAGACAGAUGUGGCUCAAGACUCUGCUGGUGGUUCUCUACAAGUACCCCUACAGAGACAUGGACAUCAGUAAGAUAGUUCUACAUCUGAUCCACAUCACAAUCAAUACGCUGAACGCACAGUAUCACAGCUGUAAGCCUCACACCACUGCUGGCCCUCUAUACAGCGACAACAGCAACAACAGCCGCUACAGCGAGAAAGAGAAAGAGGAGGACAGUGUAUUUGAUGAAUCCGACAUACACGACACCCCGACUGGCGCUUGUAACAAGGAGUCUCAGACCUUCUUUGCAAGACUGAAGAGAAUCGGAGGCAGCAAAUCUGUGAAAUACCAACCUGUGGAAAUGAACGCUCAGAAAAGUGAAAUCGAGCUUUCUGAAUACAGAGAUGCCAGCGCUCUCCAGGACAGCAUCCUGCGCUGUGUGAGGGAGGAGAGCAUCAAGAAGAAGAGGCUCCAGCUUUUAAAACAGAAGUCGCUGGACAUUGGGAAUGCCGAUUCAAUUUUGUUUAACUUGGACGAGCACCGAAGGAAGUCUUGCAUUGACCGAUGUCAGCUGGACAAGCACGGUGUGGCUUUCUCAGCCUGCAACACCAAACCGGAUGACCACUGCAGCAAAGCCUCUGAAGACGCAUUGGGGAAGGCAGAAGCAAAUGACCCUCAUGAAAAAUUCGGCCAAGGCGAUGGAUCAAGUGAAAACAAACGGCCGGUAAUCCCUGAAGUCAGGCUGAGCUACAUGGAGACAUCUGUGGACAAGGUGGACUCUCCAGGUGGACACCCCCCAUUUAAAGAAGAUCCUGAUCUCAUCGACCUGUCCUCUGACUCCACUUCAGCUCCAGAGAAGAGGUCGACCAUCUCAACGUCUGACAGUGACUCUUUGGUCUUUGAGCCCCUGCCUCCUCUGCGUAUAGUGGAGAGCGAUGAAGAGUAUGAAAUGCAGAACCCCACAUACAUCAAACCCAAUGGAAAGGUUACUCGGUCGCCUUCCACCAGCAACACACUCGGCUAUACCCCUCUUGUGCAGGUCAAGGACCACUCCAAAGAUUGCAAGCCCAAGGGUUUUGUGGACAAUACUUUGCUAACCAAUGAAAGACGACCUUCCAUAAAUCCCAUGGCCUUGCUUGACUGCAAGGAUCUCUCAAAGCCUGCAGAAUUUACAGACUUGUGCAACGAGAGCCCUAUGACCCUGAACCAAAAGAGAUACCUACUCAAGAAGUCUGUGGCUUUGCCCGAGAUAUCCCUUGAUGAUAACUGCGAGAUUCGCCUGGAAGAGAUCAAGCUGGGUGUGGGGACCAUCGUCAGCCCCUCUGUGAAAACUGUGUUCCUGAACGUUCCCAGGGACGUGGACGAACCAGCCCCCAAUGAUUCUGAGUCAGACAGUGAGCAAAUGAGCAACAUGAAACCAGAGAAUGAGGAGGCUGAGUUCAAAAUACAGAUUGUGCCUCGGCAGAAGAAGCACAGGAAGAUCGCCGUCAGUGCCAUUCAGAGGGAGUACCUUGACAUUUCUUUCAACAUGUUGGACAAACUGGGGGAUCAACAGGGUGAACCAGAUCAGAAAGGUUUUACAACCCUGGAAAUGCCACGAGAAUCUGCGUCUGCCCCAACACUCGAAGCUGCAAUUCCAGAAACAAACAGCCACUCUUCAAUAUCAACACAAUACAGACAGAUGAAGCGCGGCUCCCUGGGAGCGUUGACAAUGAGCCAGUUAAUGAAGAGACAGUUGGAACAUCAGUCUAGUGCGCCACACAACAUCAGCACAUGGGAAGCAGGUGCUACAAAGUGUAGCCUGUUAUCAGCUCCCAGUACUGUCAGCAUGUUUGUGCCGGCACCUGAAGAGUUUACUGAUGACCAACCAACAACAAUGACAGACAGGUGUCACGACUGUGGAGCGGUUCUGGAGGAGUACGAUGAAGAAAGCCUGGGCCUGGCUGUAGUGGUGCUCUCAAUGUUCAUUCAUUUGAGCCCAGACCUGGCAGCUCCCCUGCUCCUUGACAUCAUGCAGUCUGUGGGAAGAUUGGCAUCCAGCACCAAUUUCUCUGGUCAAGCAGAGAGCAUGAUGAUUCCUGGCAACGCUGCUGGGGUAGCAAAACAGUUUCUCCGCUGUGUUUUCCACCAGCUGGCCCCUAAUGGCAUUCUCCCUCAGCUCUUCCAAAGCAACAUCAAAGACGGGAGUUUUUUAAGAACUCUGGCUUCUUCCCUUAUGGAUUUUAAUGAGCUGAGCUCGGUCGCUGCACUCAGUAUGCUACUAGAGGGUUUAAACAAUAAGAAGAGUUUGCCAGCAGGGGGCCCCAUGCUUCACUGUCUGGAGAACAUUGCCACCUUCAUGGAAGCGCUACCCAUGGACUCUCCCAGCAGUCUGUGGACGACCAUCUGUAACCAGUUCCAGACCUUUUUAACAAAACUGCCCUCCAUCUUACCACUGAAGUGCUGCUUAGACUCAAGUUUAAGAAUUAUUAUCUGCCUGCUGAAGAUUCCUACCACAAAUGCAGCAAGGAGCCUGCUGGAACCCUUUUCCAAAUUACUGGGUUUUGUGAUUCAGCACGCGGUUUUCAGCCUCCCCUACCUUGCGGAGCUCUGUGGAUUGUGCUAUCGAGGCUUCAACAAGGAGCGGGAUAAAUUCUAUCUGUCUCGCAGUGUUGUUUUGGAGUUGUUGCAGGCUUUAAAAUUUAAAUCACCUCUUCCUGACACUAACUUGCUGCUGCUGGUGCAGUUUGUCUGUGCUGAUGCUGGAACACGACUAGCUGAGUCGACAAUCCUGCAGAAGAACAUGAUUGCAUCUAUACCUGGUUGUAUCACAGCUGCAAUGGAGUGCAUGAGGCAAUAUAUUAAUGAAUUACUGGACUUCAUAGCUGACAUGCAUACAUUGACAAAGUUAAAAAGUCACAUGAAGACCUGCUGUCAGCCCUUGCAUGAAGACACUUUUGGCGGGAACCUGAAAGUAGGUCUUGCACAAAUAGCCGCAAUGGAAAUCAGCAAAGGUAAUCACCGUGACAACAAGGCUGUGAUUCGCUACCUGCCUUGGCUCUACCACCCUCCGUCUGCCAUGCAACAAGGACCCAAAGAGUUUAUUGAGUGCGUCUCCCAUAUUCGCCUGCUGUCUUGGCUGUUGCUCGGAUCUCUUACCCACAGUGCAUUGAAUCAAGGGUCUACUUCCUGUAUGCCCAUUCCACUCGACGCUGGCUCACACAUUAGUGAUCACCUGAUUGUCAUCUUGAUUGGGUUUCCAGAACAGUCAAAGACAUCAGUUUUGCACAUGUGCUCCCUGUUCCAUGCAUUUAUGUUUGCCCAGCUCUGGACAAUCUACUGUGAGCAGGCAGCUGCAACCCCCACAAUGCAGAACCAGAAUGAGUUUGCAUCCACUGCAAUCCUCACGGGCCUGGAGUUCUGGAGCAGAGUCACUCCCAGCAUUCUUCAACUCAUGGCACAUAAUAAAGUGAUGGUUGAAAUGGUGUGUUUGCAUGUGAUCAGCUUAAUGGAGGCUCUUCAGGAAUGCAACUCAACCAUUUUUGUAAAGCUCAUACCCAUGUGGUUACCUAUGAUUCAGUCAAAUUUGAAGCAUUUAUCAGCUGGGCUGCAAUUGCGUCUUCAAGCAAUACAGAACAACGUGAACCAUCAGUACCUGCAGGGUCUACAGGGCUGCGCUCAGACCAGCGCCAUCCCUUCAGUGCUGCGCAAGUGGUUACAGUGCACCCAGUUCAAAAUGGCCCAGGUGGAGAUCCAGUCCUCGGAAGCGGUGUCCCAGUUUUACCCCAUGUGAAAUACCAUGGCAACAACCAGUGCUUAUUCUGCUGAACGCCACAUUGAGUGAAGUCAGGUGAUGCAAUGCAAUGGCAUUUUCAGCCAGACCAUGUCUGUAUAUAAAGCAUUAAAGUGAAACUACUGGGUUGUCAUUCCACGUUUUCUAAAGCGUUUACAGAAAAUGGUAAUUAUUGUAUCUAUAUUUAUCAAUGUCAAAAUUUCCCAACAUCGCAGUAUGUUUGACAAGGGUUUAGAAAACACACAAUGAGAUAUUUUGAGGUUUCUGAUGACUAUGUCUUUGAAUAAAUUAUACAUUCAAUGAUGUGAAACUUUUUAAAUGUCUAUGCCUUAAAAGGGUGAAGUGCUAAAUAUCUACAGUGAAGUGUGUUUGGAUAAGAAUAAACACUUUAGGAGACACCGAAUCAAAUAGAAAGAAAUUAAAGCCACAGAAAGAUUCUUCCAUUCUUUGUAGUCCUUACAAGGGUAGUACUCUUAAACGCACCAUGCAAUUGUGCCAACUUGUGUUGACUUUUAUAAAUAAAACUGUUAAUAAAUGAAAAUAUUACACUAAUUGUAUCUUUAAAUUAAAUGAUGGUACAUGUGAUGUAUAGUAUCAUUGAAGUGCCAUCCCGGGUCACUGCUGGACACAAUUGUAUUUUUGAAAAGAUACAAAUUGCACUAACAUUUCUGUUACAGAACGUAGUAACACUUAAUAAAGAAGACUACAGAUUGAGAGUGGAAGCUUUGUUUCUGUUUUCUAUACGUUUAAAGGAAUAUACAACACCUAGGGGAACUGUCUGAAUAAGGUGAUGACGUUUGGAUAGCAUACCUGUUUACUAUUAUGGGGCAUCUGAUCAUUUUUUAUUGCCUGUGACUUACUCCAGGGAUCACGGUUAUCUUCUUUAAUAGUUUUCAGUUCUUUAUUCAAUAAAAGAUGAAUAAUGAAA